Messenger RNA from Numida meleagris (helmeted guineafowl), 4970 nucleotides. RefSeq names its product dual serine/threonine and tyrosine protein kinase (gene DSTYK). The coding region runs from base 141 to 3077 and encodes 978 amino acids. The transcript has 14 exons. Gene Ontology annotation, biological process: protein phosphorylation. Gene Ontology annotation, molecular function: protein kinase activity; ATP binding. NCBI's taxonomy places the organism in Eukaryota, Metazoa, Chordata, Aves, Galliformes, Numididae. The record is from RefSeq and is a predicted model, not a curated record.
GUGGGGGGGGGUGGGAGAGGAGGCCCAGCCGCCGCCGCGGGGAGCGUCGUUCUCUCCGGGAGGGGCGGACAGGCCGCAGCCUGGCGGGGCCGGAGCGUCCCCCGCGGUGGGGAGGGGAUAGCGGAACGGACCCGGAGGAGAUGGAGGGCGAAGGAGCCCCUUCGUGGCGGGGUGGGUCCGGGGGGCUGAUCCGAGAGCUGUGCCGCUCCUUCGGUCACUACAACCGGCACCUGGCUCGGCUGCAGCACAACCUGCGCGAGACCAAGAAGUUCUUCCGCGACGUCAAAUACUCCCAGGGGAACCUCUUCGCCUCGGGGGUGACGAUCGGAGAGGGCUCCCCGAGCGGGGCCGGGGGCGGCGGAACUCGGGAUGGCGCAUUCUGCAACGCAUGGGCUGCCACGGAACUUGAGGAAUUUGGAAGAUCUCAGCGUCUGCAAGAAGUGUGGAUGAAACACAACAGAAAGACAAAUGAGACUGGGAAUACAGGAGGGGAUGGGUCAACGCUGAGGGCUUCUGCAGGGCAGAACUUCAUUUCCUUCCCUCGCCAUGAGGAAGAACACCUCCAGCAGACUGUAAGCUGGCACCCUUGCCUCCUGAUUCUUGGCCAGAACUGUAAUGCCAAGUGCCAGCUACUCAACAUCCUGCUGGGCGAGAAGCUGCUCCCCACCACCAAAAUCAGCAGCGAGGAGAACUGCAAGCGGCGGCGGAUCCGUUUCACGCAUGGGACACAAACACGGGUUAGUCUAGCGCUUCCUGAGCAAUACGAACUGGUCCAUAUGAUGGCAGCCCACCGAGGGCACUGGGACACCAUCCCUGAGGAGGACUUAGAAAUCCGUGGGGACAGCGAAGAUCCUGCUCACCGCAUAGCGGAGCUGGAGGUCGUGCUGCCGUACUCGCUGCUAAAGGAGGUGGAUGUCGUGGUAGCGCCGUGUCGUGGAUUCCAGUCUGCUGAAGCCACCUUGGGAGAGUACAUGAACCAGGUCUUGCUUGUUGUCAUCUUUGCCAUCAGCGAGGCCGAACUUUCAUCAUCAGAUGAGAACGAACUGCGUGAAAUCAAAGAGAAAUUCUCUUUGCCCAUUUUCUUCUUCAAGGUGCCGGAGUCGGGAGUUGAGCUGAUCUCUCCCAAAAAAACUGAUAACGAAAAGUCCUCUCUUUACUGCCAGCUGAUGGACUUGGAGUACCUGAGUACCAACCACUGCAGCUGCGGGGCUCCCAGCCCCGACGCCGAUGCCCAGAGCAUGCUGGUGGAGCAGCUGGAGAAGCUCCGUCUCCUAAGCACUUUUUCCAGGCAGGUGCUGCAGAAGCAUCUCGUGGAAGCAGCCACCAGUUUAAACGAGGUUCACUGCCGCUGCCUCAACAUCUUCAUCAACCAGGCCUUCGACAUGCAGCGGGACCUGCAGAUCACCCCCAAGAGGCUGGAGUACACCCGCAGGAAGGAGAACGAGCUCUAUGAGUCUCUGAUGAACAUUGCCAACCGCAAACAGGAGGAGAUGAAGGACAUGAUCAUAGAGACUCUUAGCAAUAUGAAAGAGGAGCUCUUGGAAGAUGCUGCUAAUAUGGAAUUCAAAGAUAUCAUAAUUCCUGAGAAUGGGGAACCUGUUAGCUCCAAGGACAUAAAGUGUUGUAUUAAACAAAUUCAGGAACUGAUUAUUUCUCGGUUAAACCAAGCAGUUGCCAACAAGUUAAUUAGUUCAGUGGACUAUCUGCGAGAGAGCUUCGUAGGGACUCUGGAGAGAUGCCUGAAGAGCCUGGAGGAGUCCUGGGAGGUUUCAGUACACCCCGCCAGGAGUUUGGAGAAGUCAAAGGAUGUUUCUGUACACAUCACAAGCAAUUAUCUCAAGCAGAUCCUGAAUGCAGCCUAUCAUGUUGAAGUCACAUUCCACUCUGGCUCAACAGUAACCAGGAUGCUGUGGGAACAGAUCAAACAAAUAAUCCAGCGGAUUACAUGGGUCAGCCCACCUGCCAUCACCAGUGACUGGAAGAGGAAAGUUGCUCAGGAUGCUAUUGAGAGCCUCAGUGCAUCCAAGUUAGCCAAGAGCAUUUGCAGCCAGUUCCGGACCAGGCUAAACAGCUCCCAUGAGGCAUUUGCAGCUUCUCUGCGGCAGUUAGAAGAUGGCCAUUCUGGCAGGCUGGAGAAAACAGAAGACCUGUGGCUGAAGGUGCGGAAAGAUCAUGCCCCUCGGCUAGCACGACUCUCGCUGGAGAGCAGGUCCCUCCAGGAUGUGCUGUUGCAUGGCAAACCAAAGUUGGGCCGUGAGCUGGGCCGAGGACAGUAUGGCGUGGUCUAUCUGUGUGACAGCUGGGGAGGGCAUUUCCCCUGUGCACUGAAAUCCGUUGUUCCUCCAGAUGAGAAGCACUGGAAUGACCUUGCACUUGAGUUUCACUAUAUGAGGUCUCUACAGACACACGAGCGGCUCGUGCAUCUCCAUGGCUCUGUGAUAGAUUAUGGCUAUGGAGGAGGUUCCAGCAUUGCUGUCCUACUGAUAAUGGAACGGUUGCACAGAGACCUCUAUACAGGACUAAAGGCUGGGCUAGAAUUAGAAACGCGGUUACAGAUUGCCUUGGAUGUGGUUGAAGGAAUCCGUUAUCUUCACAGUCAGGGACUUGUGCACCGGGAUAUCAAACUUAAGAAUGUCUUGCUUGACAAAAAGAAUCGAGCCAAAAUCACUGACCUGGGGUUCUGCAAACCAGAAGCCAUGAUGUCUGGCAGUAUUGUAGGCACACCCAUUCAUAUGGCUCCCGAACUUUUUACAGGAAAAUAUGAUAACUCAGUGGAUGUUUAUGCGUUUGGCAUUCUGUUUUGGUACAUUUGUUCGGGACACGUGAAGUUGCCAGAGGCUUUUGAGAGAUGUGCAAGCAAAGAUCACCUUUGGAACAAUGUCAGAAAAGGAGUUCGCCCAGAGCGCCUUCCCGUGUUUGACGAGGAAUGCUGGCAGCUGAUGGAAGCCUGCUGGGAUGGAGAUUCCUCCCAGCGCCCUCUCUUGGGGAUUGUCCAACCUAUGCUGCAGGGGAUCAUGGACAGGCUCUGCAAGUCGAGCUCUGAGCACCCAAAUAAAGGGUUGGAUGACUCUACUUGAAAAGGAAGCACAGAAGGAUUUUUAAUUGUGGGAGAAUUCGGAACCCCUAACUCUGCAGAUGGCUUCUUCAGAUGCAGCUCUUUGUGGCUAACAUGAGUGGGACAGGUAAUAGCAACCAGAAGAUUGCUCGUAGAGGUGAGACCUUGGGGAUGUUCCAUCUUGAGCAGCAGCCAGAGACAUCUCCCCAGUACACUCCAUUGAUGCUAGUUACCCUGCUGCAGCUUUUAUUAUGGAGUUGUGCAAGUACGAUGGAAAAAAAAGAAAUCCACUCCCCCGAACUGAAAGGGAUUUUUGCCAAUCCCACACAAACACCAAUCAAAGAAAAGCAUCUUGUGUGUUUGGGUAGCAUCUGUGUUGCUAGGAAUUGAUCGUGGCAGUCUUUACUGAGUAAAGUAACAGCUCUCUUCCCAUUAACUGAUGGUCCUCAGUGGCCUUCAGUCCACGCAUAACUCUAUCCCAAUCACAUAGAGAUUGGCACCAAUUACAGUGGGACCAGAGGAAAGAGAAAGUAGAGGCUUUAGGCUAGAAGGUGUUCAGAAGCUAAGAGGAUCUGUAUCUGUAUUAGCUUCGUGCAACGCUCAAAAUGUUUACAUUGACAGGAGCAAAGCUUCCAUGUUUUACCUAAGGGGGAUUAUCUACUGUUCCACUGCAGUUUAAAGACCCCAAGUUAUAAGCUAUUUAUCUCUUAUGUUCCCUUCACCUCUUAACUUCUGUAAACAAGCUCAUUUCUGGUACUUUUGGUUCGUAAUAGUUAUCUGAAUGUCUGAAGAAACCGGACCUUUUUGUUUUUCUCAGUCUUCUGGUAAAAUGGAAGACUGCUCAGAUUACAUAAUACAAAAACAUAAAGUCAUUACAUCUAAUGACUGUCCUUGGGGAAAAUGCCAAUUCAUUUUAAUUAAAUUUGGGGUUUGAAUUGGUUGUGAACGCAAAGACAGUUUUAAAUUGUACUAACUAUGACAGACUUUUUUUUUUUUUUUUAAAAUAAGGUUUCUUCAGCUUUUUUUUUUUUAAUUUCACGUGCUUGGUGAGAACACAGUCAAGGGAAAACAGGUCAUGCAUUCUUCUUCCUCAGUAGCUUGUGUGUUGUGUCCAUUCAUCUGAUUGCUUCACUCUGGGAUCUCUAAUUUGGCUCUGCUGGUGCUCUUAUGAAGAGGGUUGCUCUCGAAUGUUCUUGCCCCUUGUCUUUUGCAUUUCUGGGCAACAAGCCUAUGGGGUGGAGGCUGAGAUAGAAACUGCACCUUGUUUACUACAUGAGGAAACAGAGUUGGCAAGUUCUCCCUAGGUUUCCUGUUCUCCCCAGCUGCAUGGGAUGGGCACCCGAUGGCUUUGUUUCCCAGGGAAGCUGGCAUACUGCAUCCAGAACUGCAGGCACGUGGAAUUACUGCACCUUGUUGCUGGAGUUUAUUGGCUAGUACACAACAAAAUUACAGGUGAUAAUCUGCCUGUUAAACAGCCUGAGCAAUGGGAAGGGAUACGUAAUCCUGCAGUAGUAGUUUAGUUUAAAUCUCUCCUUCUUUGUGCAAUAAACAGACUUAAUGCUUUUUUAUAUUUAAAAAAAAACCUUUUUUUUUUUUUUAACUUGCCUGCACAUCUAAGCAUUUUCCUGCUCUGUGAUGGCAUUAACAACACAGCUCUAUACAGACACAUCUUCUACAGGGGCAGCAGCCAAAACUGCGUGUGCAGAAGAACGAAUGCUUUUCCCAACCAGAAUUGCUGGGCAUCACAUUGCCUGGGUGCACGUUCAUGCCACCCAUGACACUAAUAGCAUUAACAGUUUUACUGUGCGUGGUGGUUAUAACCUUAUUUAAAACAAGGAGAGUCCAGGUCAGUCUCUUGCGAUUAAUAGAUAUAACUUGUGUAAAUAAAUGUACGAAUAAAACUGAAAUCUCUGUA